AAAGUUAUGCAAGACAUCUAAUACUUUUCCAGACGCAAAUAAUAAUGGGACUAUCAGUGAAAUUGAGAUGAUACUGAGAUUCUGUGGUUUGGGGGUGGAAACCGAUAGAAGAAUGUCUUUGAUAAGCUUUCCUAUAAAAGCAGAGUGUGCACCGAGAGGCAGAAUCAGUGACAGUGCAAAAGUUAGUGAAGUGAAAAAUCUCUCAGCCUCAAAGGAUUAAUUUGGAAUACCAGUGAAACUUUAAGAAAAGAAAAUGUUUCAGUGAAGUGUCCAGGAAGAUCACAAAAAUGAUCAGUGGUGUAUUAAUUUGUGGAUUCUUUGCUGUUUUGGCUAAAGUGGAAGUUUCUGGUGCUGUGUACGACAGCCAGCCAAAAUUCGUGACAGAGGAUGGAAAUUUGUGCAUAACUUCAGCAAUGGAUCGCAAUAUCACUUUGGAUGUUAAAGGAAGGGGGACUGUCCUCAUUAACAAUCACGAUAUUUUGCAAUUGCUCCUUCAGUCUCCCCCAUCCAGCAGCGGAGGUGGAUCUAUGCCGGGCGUUAUUCCGAAUCGUAUAGCUACUCGUGUUAAUAUUCUUUACAAUGAUGUCAGAGGACCAAGGAGAGGUAUCCUUCGACGACUGGCUCGGCUUGAAAAUGGGACAAGAUCCGGAUAUAUUGGUCAAUCUCGAAUUCGUGAUCUGCGACUUCGAGUUUCGGCACUGGAAAACAAAAUGGACUCCCUAAUGACCAAGCUCACUGAAGACAAUUGUCGAAGCAAUCCCUGCAGCAAUGGUGGCACUUGUGUUGACAUGUUCGACGGUUUCCUAUGCCAUUGUACACCUCAGUAUCAGGGACCAACAUGUGUACAUGAUGUAAAUGAAUGUGAAAACUAUCAGGGUACGGACCUUGGAUGUCAGAAUGGUGCAACGUGCAUGAAUACUUACGGUAGCUACUUUUGCCACUGUGCGUCUGGAUUUCAGGGGAUCCAUUGCACAAAAACGGAUUCGAAUUGCCAAACAGCAACUGCGGGAGAGUUGUGUGAUCACGGAGUGUGCGUUCCAUCUGGAGAUCCGACAGGUUACAGAUGUAUUUGUGACCAAGGAUGGACUACAAACAAUGUUACUGUGGUUUGCAGUACUGAUGUUAAUGAAUGUCACGGCCCCAUGCCACAUUGUUCGAAAGAUCCGUUAGUGCAGUGUAUUAACACUCCGGGAUCAUACACAUGCGGUCCGUGCCCUGUGGGUUACUCCGGAAAUGGCCAUUAUUGUAUGGACAUAGAUGAGUGCGAGACCAAUAAUGGGGGUUGUAGUAUCAAUCCUCAUGUUCCCUGCAUCAACACCAGGGGAUCGUACACUUGUGGAAGUUGUCCCUUGGGUUUUGUAGGCAAUGGCAGAAUUUGUACUCAGUCACCAUCAGGAAGUCUUUGUCAAAGUUCUCCCAAUGUUUGUCACCCUGAUGCAGUUUGCGAAGAUUUAGGUCAGUCUGUCAAUUGCCGAUGCAAGUUAGGAUUUGUUGGAGAUGGAUUUGGUCCACAUGGUUGUAGUCCAUCAACUGCAGGCAUUUGCAGUUUCCGACCAUGCUUGAAUGGCGGAACUUGUGUUGCUAAUGGUACAACGUACAUGUGUAUCUGUCCGUCGGGCAAGUCGGGACCUCGUUGUGAGGAUAACAUUGUGAAUCCGUGUGCUGAAAACCCAUGCUUCAAUGGUGGUACUUGCAUUAGGGCGUCUAACGAAAUGGGAUUUACAUGCAACUGCACGAGAUCUUAUAUAGGAGUCCUGUGUCAGACGGAGAGGAGAUCGUGCGGAGGAACUCUGACUGCAGAGAGAGGUGUUUUGAAGUAUCCAGAAGAUGGAAGUACAACAUAUAAUCAUAAUUCUCGCUGUGCCUGGUUGAUUCGGGUAAAUCAGACGAAAGUACUCAAUGUGACUUUUACCAAGUUCAAACUUGAAAAUUCGGUUGAGUGUCGGUAUGACUGGUUGCAAAUCCAUGAUGGAAGAUCAUCGGCAUACCACAUGAUAGGUCGAUACUGUGGAACAGGAAUACAUCCAGGUCAUACAAUAAUAUCCACACACAACUACCUCUAUUUGUGGUUCCGAAGUGAUAGUAGCAAUGCUCAUGAUGGUUUCGAACUGACCUGGGAGAGCAUUGAUCCCGUUUGUGGAGGUUUGAUAGACACGUCAACCUACGGUACUAUUACAUCUCCAGGAUCGCCCGGAAACUACCCUCCAAAUCGUGACUGUCAAUGGCUUGUGAGAGCACCGGCAGGCAAACGUCUAGUGUUCCAUUUCUUUGUAAUGAAAAUUGAAUCUCAUGAGACUUGUCAGUAUGACUACCUUGCGAUCUACAACGGACCUUCCGUUGAUUCACCCUUACUUGAAAAGUUCUGUGAUACUUCACAUCCUGCUCCAUUAACAGCCCCUAGCAAUGAAGUCACCUUGUUUUUCCACUCUGACGAAGAUUCUACAGAUGCAGGCUUCCAAAUCCACUACUCCGUUAUUGAAGGAUUUCCUGGUUGUGGAGGCGUUUUCACGUCAUACACCGGAGAGUUUGGCUCUCCAAUUGAGGACGAAAGCUAUCCUCACAAUCUUAUUUGUGAGUAUUCUAUCAAGUAUCCAAAAGGAAGUAAGAUUCGCAUAACAUUCAAGAAUUUUCAACUGGAGGACAGUGAAGCUUGUCGCUUUGACUAUGUAGAAGUCUUUGAAAAAAGUACAGAUGCAGUGGGAGAGCCAGAACUUGUCGGUAGAUACUGUGGAAGUGAAAUACCCAAACCCUACAAGUCUAAAGGGAAUGAGUUGUUGAUUGUAUUUAAGACUGAUUGGUCUCAGUCAUAUUCUGGUUUUCGGAUUGGGUACCAAAUUGACUGUGGUGGAGUUUUUGAAGAGGAAACAGGUGUUAUUACUUCGCCCAUGUAUCCUGAGCCAUAUCAUGAUUCAAGAAUCUGUGACUACACAAUUAAUGCACCGCUUAAUAAAGCUAUCGAGUUAGAGUUCCAGGACUUCGAUCUGGAGGAGAAUUCUUAUCCAGAUUGUUACUAUGACUACGUUGAGAUCUUUGACGGACCUACUCAGACCAAUUCUAGUAAGAUUGGAAGAUAUUGUUGGAAUGUAAUGCCGCCAAAAAUCGUUUCGAGUUACAAUAUUCUCCAACUGAUUAUGGAAACAGACAACUCUAUUGCCGGUCGAGGCUUUAAAGCUAAUUACUCAUUUAUCGAUAUAACUUGUGGGGGUGUUGUAAAAGAAUCAAGAACUAUAUUUAGUUCACCAGAGGCUGCAGAGAGUACAACAUCUUAUGCACACUCCACAACUUGUCGAUGGCUGAUCAAUGCACCAUCUGGACACAAUAUUCAACUCACAUGGAUUAAUUUUCAAAUUGAGACUGAUGAAACUUGUUCUUAUGAUUAUGUACAAGUUUUUGACAAUAGUACUGAUCCAGCAAAAUCUGUUGGGAAGUACUGCGGUACAAGAAUUCCUCCGGUUAUAACGAGUGUCGGUCCCCUAAUGACAGUCGUCUUCGUAUCGGAUGAUUCGAUCAAUGAAGGAGGUUUCAGUUCUAUGGUAACGUUUACGGAUAUUUCAAAAUCAUGCGGUGGAAAAUUCUAUACAAGUUUUGGAUAUAUAAGAUCACCAGCCUGGCCAGAUAAUUACCUGAAUGACAAGAAUUGUGAAUGGAUAAUUUCUGUGGAGACUGGUUCCCAAAUUGAAUUGCGUGUUAAGCAAUUUGAUUUAGAGGAGCACCAUGAGUGUGAAUUUGACUAUUUGGAAGUUAGAAAUGGUGGAACUUCUGAUUCGCCAUUGUUAGGAAAGUACUGCGGAACUAAAAUUCCAGAAGUCAUUCGAUCGUAUUCCAAUCAUAUCUACGUCAAAUUUGCAAGUGACUCAAGUAGACCAGCUCCAGGAUUUGAAAUUGAAUGGGAUGGUACGAUAACAGGUUGUGGUGGUACGUUGACAUCACCUAGGGGCUCUAUUAUCUCGCCAAACUACCCAAUGCCUUAUGAAGAGAAUGCUCAGUGUAUGUGGAAGAUAGCUGUGAGCAGUGGUUCGGUUGUCAUGAUCGUUUUUAGUGAUCUCGAUCUCGAGAAGAAUGAUGACUGUGCUUAUGAUUACCUCGAAGUUUUUGAUGGACGAGAUGCUAGUAGCACGUCCUUGGGGAAAUUCUGUUCGGCUGAUGCUCAUCCACUCCAUCUGCAAACAACUACAAACUUUGCUUUGAUCCGCAUGCGAUCGGAUUACUCAACGCAAGGUCGUGGUUUUAGUUUGCUGUACAAUACAGUAUGUCAACGCGAGGUUCCACCUUUUGGAGGUAUCAUCGAAUCACCCAAUUUCCCAAACAAUUAUCCACAUUCACUUUCUUGCGAAUGGACUAUUAGGGCUCCACUUGGUAACAAAGUCUACAUUGAAUUUUUGCACUUUGAAGUGGAAAAUAGCGAAUCAGUUGAAGGGGAGGACCAUGUUUGCAAUUAUGACUAUGUGACAAUAGAGGAGAAAGAUGGUGAUCAAACGACAAAGAAGAAGAAAUAUUGCAAUAAUGCUCCGGAUCCUUUCACGUCGUCUGGACAAGUAGUUGUGGUAUCAUUUACAACAGACAGUAGCGUCAGUCACUCGGGUUUCCGACUUGAGUAUCAUAUUGAAGGAUGUGGAGGUGUAUUCACAAAUCCUACUGGUACAAUAAGUUCACCAAACUAUCCAGCUCUCUAUCCACAUCACGUCCAUUGCUACUGGACCAUCAAAGCGCCCUAUGGAAACUCUAUUGAACUUACAAUCUCAGAUUUUCAAGUGGAAAGUGCUGAUCAGUGCAUGUACGACGGUCUGAUGAUUUCCAAUUCGCCAAAUAAUACCAACUUAAUCACCACGAUCUGUCAUGUGCAGACUAAGCCUACUACUUACACAUCAAACGGAGCUACAAUGUUUUUGUUCUUCUAUACAGACGUAAGUCUAGCAGGCAAAGGUUUCAAUUCAACCUACAAGUUCAUUCCACAAAAGUGUGGAGGUAUUAUGACGAAAGAGGGUAAUUUAUUUUCGCCCAACUAUCCCAAAAAUUACGAACGAAAUAGCAAUUGUGAAUGGUUGCUGCAGACCGAUGAAACUCAUAUACUAGAAAUCUUUAUAUUGGACUUUGAUUUGGAGUCAAGUGAUAAUUGUAUUCACGAUGUAGUCAAGAUCUAUGCAGGAAAUACUGCUGAUGAAGAAAAGUUGAUCUUCAAAUGGUGCGCUACUCAAGUUCCACAAGAUGCGCUUAUUACUUUGCCAGGUAACCAAGCUCUUGUAACUUUCCACACCGAUUCCUCUAUCGAAGCAAAGGGAUUCCACAUGAAUUUCACGUCACAAUGUGGAUCUCGUAUUGUCACCAAUAGUAGUGGUCAAUUGGAAAGAGAUCCUGGGAUGUAUGAUCGUGUGGGUAAUUGCACAUGGACUAUAAUUUCCGAAGAUCCCAGCAAAAAGGUUUCUCUUACAAUGGCUGCACUGAACUUUUUCAAGUUUGAUGUUUUAAAUCGCACUGAUUCCAUCUUUGAAGUAUUUGAUGGGGAUUCAGUAAAUGCAACGCUUAUUGGUUGGUACAAUAAUGCACCACCAACUUUGUACAGUUCUGGCAAUUCUAUAACGCUUAGGAUGAACUCUGAAGCUGAUCAUGAUGUCAUUGUAUCGUAUUUCAUGCUCCAGUAUUCGAUCUAUGAGAACACUUGUGGAGGUUCUCUGAAAUCUGAAAAGGGUCAGUUUGCUUCACCUAACUAUCCAAACCCAUAUCCUGCAAAUGUUGAAUGUGUAUGGACACUUGAAGCGUCACCAGGUAAUCAAAUUCAAGUUGAAUUUUCAGAGUUUGCUCUGGCAGACUCUGAGACAUGUAGUGAGGAAUACCUUGAAAUUCGUAAGACAAAUGGUGGUGGAAAACUCUUAGGAGUUUUCUGUGGCUCUAAUCAGCCAACAAAUCUUACUGCUUCUGAAGUAGUGUGGAUUAAAUUCCGGAGUGGUCGUGAUAUUAUCAAUGAAGUGAGGAAAUUCUAUGCAUCCUUUUCGUAUAUCAACUCUGUGGAGAUUACGAAUAGAGAUGGAGGAUUUGUAACCUCACCGAUGUAUCCGCUACUGUUCCAUUCAUCUGCUGAAUAUGAAUGGAGGAUUACGGUAGACUUUGGCUAUGCUAUAAGUGUAUCCGUAAAAGAGAUAAGCAUUCUUAGUGAUUGUUAUCUCUUUGUCCAGAUUUAUGAUGGCUUCAAUGAUGAAGCACCAACUCUUGGUGAGAAAAUUUGUGGUGUUGUUCCACCAGAAUCUGUUAUUAGCACUUCAAAUGUUAUUUACAUUGUGGCUAAUCUUUACUACCCUACCAUCAUGGGGGUGAAGUUUAAUAUUGAGUGGAAGAAAGUGCCGAGGGAGUCAAAAGAGUCUCCUGAUGAGGCUGCAAAAGUUUGUGGAAUGUCAAAUAUAGUUCUUACUAAAAAUUCAACAAACACCAAUAUCACAUCACCGGGUUAUCCAACUGGGUACGAUUCAAAUUUGAAUUGUACUUGGAUAAUCUCGUCGGAUGAUAAGGCCUAUCAUCCGGUGUUUGUGAUCAGUUAUCUGGAUCUUGAAGAUACAGAUGGUUGUCUAUCUGAUCGGUUGAUCGUCUCUCAAAGUAAAGAUUUGAUAGUUUGGAAGCAACUUGCGCAGAUCUGUAGUAUUGAUUACAGAGCACAUCAGAGUUACAGUGGUAAUCCCUUCCUCAAAAUCGAGUUUCAAACUGAUUGGGGUUUGAAUCGAACGGGAUUUCGAGGAAAUCUCAUAGAAGAUUGUGGUGGUUACAUGACAGAUCCGAUGGGGAAAAUUGCUGCUGGACUGCAAGCCUCUCCAGAUCGUUAUUCCAGGUUCACAACAUCAUGUGUCUGGGAGAUCCAUGUGAGGCAAGGCAGAACAAUUAAAUUUGAAUUCCAGCAAUUCAAUUUUCCCAGAAAUCGAGAUCAAAGCACUUGUGAGGGAUAUAUUAUGUUCAAGAAUGGUGGUAAUGAAGAUUCACCACUUUUGGGUGAAGGAAAAUACUGUGGUGAUGGUAAUAAACCAGAUAUCCCUGCUACAAUUAGCAACAGAGCUUAUGUGAAAUUUGACUUUGGCGGAAACUUUAGAAGUAGCUUCUCUAUGACUUAUCAGGAAGUGAGUCUAAGUUGUGGAGGAACGAUACAUCUCACAGAAUACAUAAAUAGCACAGUGAUUACAUCACCGAAUUAUCCAAAUAUUCCUCAUCCUCAUACAGAAUGUGUUUGGUUGUUCUUUGCUCCAAAUGGUGAAUCAAUGAAAAUUGAUUUCCUGGAAAGAUUUGAUCUGACUAAAAGUGCAGGCUGUGACAAAGAGUACGUUGAAAUCAGAGAUGGUGGCACGAGAAAUAGUGAAACGAUUGGAAAAUAUUGUGAUUUAAUGCCACCAACCCUUGAGUCGCAGACAAAUAUUUUGAGGAUUAAGUACUUCACAGAUGUUUCGGAUCCUAAAAACGGGUUUAAAGCUAAAAUAUCAAUUGCCACAUGCAACGGUACGCUGAGACAGAAUCAGGGAGUACUGAACUCUCCGAAGUAUCCUGGAAAAGGUGCCUAUCCGGCCAAUAGUAUAUGUAGUUAUCGGAUUAUCGGAUCCUCGCAAACUUAUCUCAAUAUAACAUUCGUGGAUGUAGAUCUUCCUCCAAGUAGCGACAAUGGAACGUGCUUGAGUGAUCGAGUUACUAUUUAUGCUGUAAUUCCUGGAGAUGGCAAUGAUGAAGAGAAGCAGAGCCGAGGAACAUUCUGCGGAUCUACAAUUCCGAACUCCUUCUUCAUUGAUAGUCAUGAGGCUAUAGUAGAACUUACAACAGCUGAGCACCAAGACCUGUACCGAGGCUUUAGUCUACGGUUUAACGUGGGAAAGGAGACAUGUGGCUCUGAAAUAAAUGCAGAAUCUGGAAUAAUAACUAGUCCUGGAUAUCCAACUGGAAGGCAAAAUCGACGUUUCUGUGAAUGGUCAAUCACUGUGCCUAAGGGGAGAAGAGUUAAGGUUGAACUGUUGGAUCUUGAUCUCGUUCCAGCUAGUCAUACAUACAGCCAACGUCUUGGAUUCUAUCACGAUCAUCGAUAUCUCAGUCGGAUUAAGUUUAUAAAAGGAGAAGAUCCUCUCCAAACCAUCUACUCGAGUGGUAACAAAAUGCUGGUCAACAUGUGGGUUAGGGUCCCUAGCAAUCAUCGUGGAUUUAAACUCAGAUUUUCUUCUGACGAACCUACAGUCUGUCAAGGAAAUAUCAAUCUUUCAGAGGGAGAUAUUGAAUCACCCAAAAAUCUCACCACGUAUUAUUGCGAAUACAUUAGAGAUGCAGGUUUCUUCUUCCCCGAUGAUCCUAAUAUGGGAACGUUAGCGUUACGUGUUCAAGAUGCUCAUAUUGGUCGAUCAGUAUCCUGUCGCUUGGCUUCUACAAAGCUCACUGUUUCCUGGCUCAGUGGAACAGAUCUCGAUUCACCCUUUUUGCAGUAUCUCUGUGGAAAUAUAUCAGAUACAACAGUGAGAUCACCAUUUCCAGAUACCAAAGUCGAAGCUAGGCAGGGUCUCUACUACGGUCCAAUAGACUUCAAACUCCACCAUAAAGUUCACAAAUGUGGAGGAAUUAUUUCUACAGCUUCAACAAUUACUCAGCCUAGUUUCUGGGCAAACUACGGUCGGGUAGACUGUGCAUGGCAUAUUCGGCAAGAUGAUGGAUUUGCAAUUCAGUUGCAGAUAGUCCAGGUUAACCUCACGCGUCCAUGUGACGAGGAAUACAUUAACAUCUACAAUGGUCCAACACAACUCAGUCCACAUUUGAUGAAGAUUUGUGGUUCUAGUUCAGAAACGCAACCAGUCAUGUCAGAGAAUAACUUCAUUUUUGUCGAAUACCAUUCAAAUGAGUAUCAAGCCAUGUCUACGUUCAAGUUUAACAUUGUACCUGCUGUUGCAGGAUGUGGAGGAAUCAUUCACAAAUGGACUCAGACAAUAAAGAGUCCUGGAAAUUCAUCAUAUUACCCUAAUAAUAUUGAAUGUAUUUGGGAGUUCAGACCAGACCCUGGCUUCCAUGUUGGACUUCAAUUUGUCGAUCGGUUCUACAUUGAAGAUUCAGUGAAUUGUACUAAGGACUAUAUUGAGAUCUUUGAUCUGCGUAGUAGUGGAAAUUGGCACAGUUUGGGACGGGUUUGUGGUCGAGAAACUCCUCCAAUCUUCAAUGCUACUGAGUCGAGUUUGAAAUUGGUCUUUAGAACCAAUGAAGCAAUUUCUGGCGAUGGAUUCUCAGUUAAAUGGUUUCAGAAUUGUGGUGGAUUGUUUGAAGUUACGGAGACAAUACCCGAUGUGAUUUUCAGUCCUAACUACCCAUCAAACUAUGCAAGGCUACUGAACUGCAAUUACACCUUUGUAGCUCCACCGGAGAAGUACGUUAACAUAGACUUUGAAGACUUUGAACUGGAAGAUUCAGUUGGAAGAUGUAUUUUUGACAAUGUAACAAUUUACAAAGUCAGCGAGUGGAAUGUUAAUGAACCCUUUAUCGAAGCCGGAGUAUAUUGUCGCAGAGAUUCUCCAGGAAAAUUGAGGUACAAAAAUAAGGUCGCAGUGGUAUUUCGAACUGAUAGAUGGGUAGAAAGGAAAGGUUUCCGUUUCUAUUACUCUCUGGACAGCUGUGGUGGUAGAAUCAGGAGGUCUACUUUAAUAACGUCACCAAAUUUUGAGAAUAUGCAAUAUCCCAAUGAUGCGAAUUGUAUUUGGAAUAUCACAGCUCCAGUAUCUAAAACAAUUGUUGUGAAAUUCCAAAAGUUUAGUAUUGAAAGUGUGGAUACCUGCUACGGAGACUUCGUGAGCGUUUAUAAGGGUCAGGAAAGGAAGGAUUCGGAGAGACUGGCCAAACUCUGUGGUAACAUUACGGAACCGCCGACAAUCAAGACAGAUUCAUCUUCAGCAAUUGUGCAAUUCAAAUCGGAUAUGUACAACAAUGAUGGAGGAUUUUCAGCUGAAAUUCUUUUCAUGCCUUCAUGUGAUCGCCGUAUAACACUUACUGCAACUUCUCCAACCUAUCACCUCGAUAUUCAAGAGUCUAACUAUGAAGAUUUACAACACUGUCAGUACUACAUCAAGGCUCCGAGCGACUACUCCAUUCGUCUUCAGUUUACCCAAUUCCACGUUGCUCCCUGUGACAAUAAUUCCACUAUCCCCGAUUGUUCUUGCGAUUAUGUUGAGAUACGUGAUGGAACUGGACCAUUCUCUGAGCACGUGGGACGAUACUGUGGCCACGAUUUGCCUCAGGAAAUCAUAACUUCCAGAUCGGCAAUCUUUAUUGAGUUCGUGACGGAUUCUAGAGUUAAGAGCAGAGGAUUCAGUGCAGAAUUAACUGCUGUAAUGAAUCCAUGUGGAGAGAGGUCCAUCAAUGUCUCAGAAGUUACUAAAUACAUCACAUCGCCUGGAAAGACUACUUAUCUACCAAAUGUCAAAUGCACUUGGAUAAUUGAGACAACCAUGUUUAAUCAGAUACAAUUGAUUUUUGAGCAAUUUGAACUUCAAGGACCUGAUCUUGCAGGGAAAUGUUCCUAUGACCAUCUCGAUAUUGCCGAUGAAACCAUUGUGGGAAGCAAAGAUGUAAGCUUUGGGGAAGAUUUAGUGUACAAUGGUCUUAGUGGGGGAAAAGUGGGCUUCUAUAUGGGUACAAGGCAUCCCAUUGCUCAUCAUCACUACUGUGGUAAUGGAACUCCUGUUGAUUAUAUGUCACGAACCAACAAAGUUCAUCUGAAUUUCAGGACUGAUUCUGAGAUUGAAAAAUCUGGUUUUAGGAUUGCUGCAAAAACUCUGAAAGGAUGCCACAGGAACUACACAGAAACGCAAGGAAGAAUCUACAUGUCUGAGAGCAGAGAUUGUGAUCAUUUUAUUAUUGCCCCAGAAAAUUAUACGAUUGCAAUUUAUUUCAUCAGCUUCUCGUUUUACAAUGCAGAUUGCGACAGUAAUGGAAUUAAGGUCUACGAGGGAGAUGAGGAGCGUCUUCUUGGAUCUUACUGUGGAUAUACUAAUCCUGAUGCCGUAUUCUCAACUACUAAUAAGGUUCAUAUAUCUGUCAGGGGUAAUUUAAAGGAUUCCGGAUAUUCUUUGGGUGGAACCUUUGACCUUAACUUCCUGGCCACGUUUCAGGGGAGAGGAUGUGGUGGAACUCUGUUCAAUUAUGGUGGAAUAUUUACAAGUCCUUUGUAUCCACUGAAUGACAGAAAUAGUUCCCAGUGUACUUGGGAUGUCAAUGUACCCAAUAAUUUGAUCGUGGCACUGAGAUUCCAAAUUUUCGAUAUUGGAACAAAAUUGACCUGUCAGACAAACUAUGUACAGUUCCUGGAAGUGAAUUCAGAUGGAAGUACUAGGGUUGGUUCUGUGUUCUGUGGAGAUGAUGUUCCGGCAGUUUACAAGGCUGAAACUAAUCGACUUAUUGUGCGUUUCGUCAAAGAUGCCAAUUUUGCGGGAACUGGAUGGAUUUUGCAGUUUAUGGGAGUCUAUAAGGAUUCAGAGGUCUACAACUGGUAAGGACGUUAUUUUAAUGAAUUUUAUUCCCAAAGAGAAGAACAUUUAAUAAAGCAAUCAAAAAAAAAAGAAAA
Molecule: messenger RNA, 11548 nt
Organism: Phlebotomus papatasi
Lineage: Eukaryota; Metazoa; Arthropoda; Insecta; Diptera; Psychodidae
Product: cubilin homolog
Exons: 9
Coding region: 288-11477 (3729 amino acids)
Molecular function (GO): calcium ion binding
Source: RefSeq, a predicted model, not a curated record